Messenger RNA from Fusarium subglutinans, 3489 nucleotides. Its product is annotated as DNA repair rad18. The record is from RefSeq and is a predicted model, not a curated record. Gene Ontology annotation, cellular component: site of double-strand break; Smc5-Smc6 complex; nucleus. The coding region runs from base 1 to 3489 and encodes 1162 amino acids. Lineage: Eukaryota; Fungi; Ascomycota; Sordariomycetes; Hypocreales; Nectriaceae. Gene Ontology annotation, molecular function: damaged DNA binding; single-stranded DNA binding. Gene Ontology annotation, biological process: double-strand break repair via homologous recombination. The transcript is spliced from 4 exons.
AUGGCACCCACCAAGAGAUCCCGGCGAGACGUUGAACAAGAGGACGAUGUCAUAGUAGAUGUACGAAAAGCGCGAUCUAACUUUUCAAGAGAAGAUACCAGAAAGCGUGCCAGAGUAACCGUAGACGACAGCCAGACCAGAGAAACACCCCAAAGAGAGAACACUCCGAGUGACCAGAGCGAAGAUGACGAAGACCGCAGAAAUAUGGCCGCGCCGCCGCAGACGCAGUACGAGAUCAUGCGAGACAACGGCUUCAAACAUCUGGAGCACGCUGACUGGGACGACCAGCAAGCGACCCAGAAGCUCGCCAAGCGGGUCAUCAACCUCGGCAACAAUGUGGUAUCUGAGAGUGGUAUCAUCGAGAGCAUUACCUGCUUCAACUUCAUGUGUCAUGAGCGAUUACAUGUCGACCUAGGGCCACUGAUCAACUUUAUUGUCGGAGAGAAUGGUAGUGGGAAGAGUGCUGUUCUAACCGCACUAACACUUUGUCUGGGUGGCAAGGCUAGCGAUACCAACCGAGGUGGAAGCCUCAAGUCCUUUGUCAAGGAGGGUUGCGAGCAGGGUAGCUUGGUAGUCAAGAUCAAGAAUGCCGGCUCAGAUGCCUACCAGCACGAUAUCUAUGGCGACACCAUCAUUGUUGAGCGCCAUUUCUCCAAAUCGGGAAGUAGUGGUUUCAAGAUCAAGAGCGCUCUUGGUAGAAUCAUCUCAACCAAGAAGCAGGAGGUAGAUGAGAUAUCAGAAUGGUACGCGCUACAAAUCGGCAAUCCCCUCACCGUUCUGUCACAGGACAACGCGCGACAGUUUCUCAACGCGGCGACUCCAGCCCAGAAGUACAAGUAUUUCGUGUCUGGUGUACAACUAGAGCAGUUAGACAACGACUACAGGAUGUCACAAGAUACGCUUGACAAGACCCUCAUACUCAGAGAUGAUUUAAAUGCCAAGAUCGAAGAGGUUAAAAAAGAGUCGGAAGCCGCACGCCGGCUAGCCGAAGCCGCGCAAAAAAACAAGAAUCUUCGCGAAAAGGCACGGCAUUACAUCAAUCAACUGGUCUGGUCUCAGGUCGUCGAGCAGGAACGUCUCCUCGAGGAUUGCGAAAAAGAAAUCACUAGACGGACUGAGAGCAUAACCGAGGCGGAAAAAAAAUGCGAAACAUCGACCCAGGCCCUCGAAAAUAUCAACGAGAGGAUUGAGAGGCUUUGGCAGGCAAAGGAAGAGAUUGAGAGUGAUCGAGAUACAUUCAAGGAACGCAUCGACAACGCCAGAGCUGCUUGCGAAAAGGCGCAAAAGGAGGAGUCAGAGCUGCUCAGAGAGGAAAGAGACGCCUACCAGCGCCUGAAGACAGCCAAAGAUGAUAUGAAGGCCUGCCAGCGCAAGAUCCAGGACGAAGAACACAGGCUAGGCGAAUCAACAGGAAAUGCCCGCACGCAAAAGGACAACGAGCUAGAAAAUGCUCGAAAGAGGGAACAGCUCUUGAAGGAACAGAUAGAGGAAAUUCAAAACAAGCUUCCUGACCUCACAACGCGACUCGGCGAGGCUGAGCAACACUUCAAGAGACUGUCACACAACAAAGAACUCAAACGCAAAGAGAUCGUGUCCGUGGAGCAGCGGGUUCGAGAACUCAAGGCCACUACUGGGGGUCGUUUCGACGGUUAUGACAGAGAGAUCAGGGACCUGGUCAAAGCCAUCGAGAAUGAGAGAGGAUGGGAACAGAAACCCGUCGGACCUAUUGGAGCGCAUAUCCGACUAUCAAAGCCGGAAUGGUCAGGGAUCCUAGAGCGAACACUAGGCGAAGGACUCAACGCGUUCGUUGUCAGGAGUAAAUCGGAUCAAACGAGACUCGCAAAUUUGAUGCGCCAAUUUCGCCUGAAGAGACAACCCCCAAUCUACAUUGCCUACGGAGGCAGGAUUGACACUAGCAACCAGGAGCCUGAUCCUCGAUUUGAUACUAUGUUGAGCGUUCUUCAGUUUGACGACGAUAUUGUCCGAUCGCAGCUCAUCAUUAGUAAUCAAAUCGAGAAAAUCAUUCUCAUCCGUGAUCGAGUCGAAGCUGAACGGGUCAUGGUUGAUGUGGCUCCGCGCAACGUGAGCGCUUGUCUCUGUUUUCACGAUGGUCGUGGGAAGCGGGGAUGGGGCCUCAGACUCACCAACCGGAAUGGAUCUACUGGUACGAGUCCAGUCCCACCGUACACGAUGCGCCCUAGGAUGCAAACAGAUGCUGGCCAGCAGGUUGAGAUCCAAGAAGAAAACCUCAAACACUUGGGUCAAGAAAUGGCUGAGAUCAAUCGCGACGAGCGUCAGGCUCAACAAGCAGUUCAGCGAUGCAGAACAGAGCUUGAUAAUCAACGCGGAAAUGUCAAGAGAUAUGAGGGCGAUCUUCGUAGAACGCAAGCUGACAUGGAACGUGUGCAAAUGGAGUUGGAUGCGUUCGAUGGCGUUGAUGACCGACUCAAUAUAUUGCGAGCUGAGCUUGAGUCCAGACGAUCCGAGGAGGAGCAGCUUGGAAAUCAGUAUGGAGAAAUGGGACUGGCGAAGCGAGAGCUCAAGCAAAAGGCCGAGACAGCCCGGCGAAAGCUUGAGGAGGAAAAGAACGAGCAAGAGGACUGGCAGAACCGAGUCGACAAAGCAGCGCAGAAGGUUGCGACAGCUGAAACCACGAGGAAGUCGCUUCUAGCGGAGAAGAAUGGUGCCUUUGAGAUGCUUGACAUCGCCAAAAACGAACGGCGUCGUGCCGAGGAAAAGAGGGAUAGGAAGGCCGAAGAAGUUGCCGACUUCACAGAACAGGCCAAGCAAACAGCACCGGAGCGAGUUCACAUUCCAGAUAACGAGACACACAGCAGCAUCGAGCAAAAAUACACGAAGAUCCGUGAACAAAUCAAACAGAGAGAGUCACGACUUGGAGCAUCAGACCAAGAGAUUUACGACCGCGCACAAGAAGCUCAAGAGAAAUUUGAAGAUGUUCAGAGACAGACGCAGGAUCUUGAUGAUACCAUCGUGGCUCUCAAACGUGCUAUUGGGAAUCGCCUUGAACUCUGGCGCAAAUUUCAGCGGGAGAUCAGUGCGCGAAUCCGCAUCCAGUUCAAUUACCUUCUCAGUGAGCGAGGUUUCCGUGGCAAAAUCGACCUCGACCAUAAAGCUCGCAAGGUCUUUCUCCAGAUUGAGCCAGAUGAGACGCGUAAAAGCUCAGCUGGAAGGAAUACGAAGACUCUAUCGGGUGGUGAAAAGUCGUUUUCAUCUAUUUGCAUGCUUCUAUCAGUUUGGGAGGCGAUUGGCUCGCCUAUCCGUUGUCUUGACGAGUUUGACGUCUUCAUGGACAAUGUGAAUCGUGCCAUCAGCACGAAUAUGCUGGUGGACGCUGCCCGUCGUUCAGUUUCGCGACAGUACAUUCUUAUAACCCCUAAUGCUAUCGAAGGUCGGGCAAGGUUAGACAAAGACGUCAAGAUCAUUCGGUUAACGGACCCUCGUCAACGAACCCUUGACAAUUUCCAGUAA